GUUACUGGUUAGUGGUGCGGCCGUGGCGGACGCGUGUGGUCGUGUUCUGAAUUCUCCUCGAGUUUUUUACUCAGUACAUCGUUAUUCACAAUAGGUUGUUUUUUUUAUUUAGAAAAAUCUGUGUAAACCACCUGUAGAAUAAAUUUUUAACUUAAUGAUGCUACUGUAUUCAACAUACUUUUAAUAUGGCUAAUAAGUUCUUUUACUGACGGAUUACCACAUUCGACGAAAUGACCGGCGUGCGACGCAGUUGACGAAUAAUAUGCCCACCAGCCGAACGUCCUUUAAGCUCGUGCCGUUCAAGUCACCGCUAACAGUUUUCCUAUCGUUGCUGGUAGUCGGCAACGUUUUUGACAUUACCACUUCGAGACCGGCUUCCGGGCACCAUAAAAAACGAGAAAUAAGAUCGGCACCUGUCUAUGAAGAUGUGCAAGGUUACUUGACCAAAUUUGGAUAUCUACCAGAGUCUGACUUAGAAACGGGAAAUCUUCGAACGGAAGAUCAAUUGCACGAUGCUCUUCGAACCCUACAGCGUUUUGGGAAUAUUCCCGUGACUGGCCAAAUGGAUGCGGCCACCAAAGAGCUGAUGCGAAAACCCAGAUGUGGUCUUCCUGACGAAACUUCAAACAUAGGAAAUCGAAAAAAACGGUACACUUUGCAUGGACAAAAAUGGCAACACGUAAAUUUAACCUGGAGUUUACGGACCAGACACUUGGAUCGAAUGGACCACGGAUGGGCUAGGUCCGAUCUGCAUAAAGCUCUUCAAGUUUGGUCAAAACACUCAAAACUCACAUUCCGGGAAGUCAAUAGUGAAUCCGCUGACAUAUUAGUGUUUUUCGAAAAAGGUUUUCACGGUGAUGGAUAUCCUUUUGAUGGACCUGGCCAAGUGUUGGCCCACGCUUUCUUUCCUGGAGCAGGACGUGGUGGAGAUGCUCAUUUUGAUGUAGACGAAGAGUGGCUCUUAAAUGGAAAAGAGUCCCCCGAAGGCACCAGCCUAUUUACGGUCGCAGCUCACGAAUUUGGUCAUUCAUUGGGUCUAUCACAUUCGUCUGUUCAAGGUGCUUUGAUGUUCCCCUGGUAUCAAGGUUUAAAACCUGAUUUCGAUUUACCCGAAGAUGAUAAAAUUGGUAUACAGAUUUUAUAUGGUACCAAAAACGAUCGAAUGUGGGGAAACAUUCCAGCCUACAGGCCAAUUUAUUCUACUACUACGACUACUAAAUCUUUAUCCACUUCGACUAGAACUGCUAUUACAAAACCGACCACAGUUGCUCCGACAACCACUCCAAAACGACCGGAAGUUAAAGUGAUUCCUUCUCCUGUUGAUGACAAACCACAUUACUGCAAUUCAUCCUUCGAUGCAGUAUCCAUCAUUAGAAGAGAUACGUUCUUCUUUAAGGGCAGGUAUACCUGGCGAUUGGGUCCAAAAGGUUUAUACCCAGGCUAUCCUGCGCUAACUAAUCGCUUGUGGUACAAUUUACCUAACGACUUGGAGCAAGUGGACGCUGUUUACGAAAGACAAGAUGGCAAAAUUGUGUUCUUUGUCGGUCGUCAAUAUUACAUUUACAACGGUAACAUACCGGUGACUGGAUAUCCUAAGCCGUUAACAGAUUUGGGUCUACCCGAUCAAUUGGAUCACGUGGAUGCAGUUACUGUAUGGGGUCACAACAGUAAAACUUAUAUAUUUAGCGGGACUAUGUACUGGAGGUUUGAUGACGAGGCUGGAAAAGUAGAAUUAGAUUAUCCUUAUGAUAUGUCAAUAUGGAGAGGUAUAGGGUACAACAUAGAUGCAGCUUUCCAGUGGCAUGAUGGUGCCACGUAUUUCUUCAAAAAACGUGAAUAUUGGAAGUUUAACGACUUACGGAUGCGCGUCGAACAAGAAGAACCACUACCUAUUGGUCCUUUUUGGUUCAAUUGUUCAACUACUAUUGAAUAUCAACCUAAGUACCCCAAAAAGAAAAAUCGUGAGUAUUUUGCGAAUGGAAAUCCAAAAACCAAUGGAAUUUGGCAGCAGACGAGUAUUGUAAAAACAAAUUCUGCAAUUAAAGAUUGUGGAGGAAUAAUAUCUUUAUUCUUUGCUUUUGCUAUAAUUGCAUGGUCAUCAAAAUUUCAAAGUUAUUUUUAACAAAACUUGUGCUCAAAAUUUAGAGUAUGAACUUUUUUCAUGUCAAUUACGAUCAAAAUAUUUAUAUUACUAAAAAUUAAUUUAACAUGAAUAUCACUUAUAUUUUUAUUUAAUUUAAACAUUUUUGUGAUAUUUUUUUAGUAACUAUAAGUAUAUUUUACUACUAUUUUUUA
This is a messenger RNA of Daktulosphaira vitifoliae (grape phylloxera), 2295 nucleotides long. RefSeq names its product matrix metalloproteinase-2-like. Gene Ontology annotation, biological process: collagen catabolic process; proteolysis; extracellular matrix organization. The transcript is spliced from 10 exons. Lineage: Eukaryota; Metazoa; Arthropoda; Insecta; Hemiptera; Phylloxeridae. Gene Ontology annotation, cellular component: extracellular matrix. The record is from RefSeq and is a predicted model, not a curated record. Bases 263 to 2122 code for a protein of 619 amino acids. Gene Ontology annotation, molecular function: metalloendopeptidase activity; zinc ion binding.